UCAUUGUCUGCGGGGAAACAACCGGGAACGGGUGCUACAAUGAACGAAGGGCCGCUGAAGACCCCGGUCCCCGGCGGAGCGCCCGUGGAGCAAGGCGCGGGGGGGCAAAGCACACAGAAGAUAAGCGGGAAAGCAGAAUGGACCUCUGAACCGACACCCGCACUGGAGCCGCGGGCGGCCUCGAACAGCGUCGCCGCACAGGAGCUCCCCGGCUCAGAGGACGCGGAUGAGGCGGCUAAGGCCGCCGGCUUCGAGCCUCCCGUCGACUGGUUCGAGCCCCUUGAGGAUGAUGAUAAUGACGAAGAAAGCCUGGCAGGAGAAAGUGAAAGGAGUGAGAGCCUAGCGGGCAGCGAGAAGCUCUUCAAAAAGAUUUAUAAGUUUCCAAUGCCCCGCCGCAAGCGAUCACAUCCCGAUGAAGGGUGGGACGAGUGGUCAAUACUCGGAGAGGGCUGGAAACGCAAAGAAGUCGUCCGGCGCUCCGGCUCUAGCAUCGGACAGAAGGAUGUGUAUUACCUGAGUCCGCGUGGCGAGCGAGUGAGAAGCCGAGUGGAGCUGAUCUCUUUGAUGGAGGGACAGCUGGACUUGUCCACCUUUGAAUACAAGUCAGGAAAGUUCUACAAUGGCGAAGCACCACCCGUAAGAAUUCGACACAGAACAAAGAGAAAAGUCCGUGAGCGUUCUUCCUCCGAGUCCAGCUGGAUGGAGCGAGGAGACGGGGCGGACACUCCAGACUCCCACCACACGUCCACCCCCAGUCUGGGGCCCAAAAACCUCCAGACGAGUCUCUCCUUGAACAGCGCAGUAGGAACGCUGAAUAAAGACUCACGCGACGAGGAUCCACCAGCUGGAGAAACAAAUAAACUUCCCCUUCCCUCAUCGUCCCGACCGCUCCCCUCCAUAAAUGGAGAAGUCGGGUCAGAGGACGGCACACUGAUCUGUGCCAGAUGUGGAAUUUCCUUUACAGGCACGUGGUACGACAAACAGCGGAAGAAGCCCUGCUGUCCCAACUGUUGGGCAGCCUCAAAGUCUAAAGAACAUCCGAUGGUUCGUUUCAGAAAGUGGAUUCCUUGUGGACAGUGCUUGGGAUGCAACAACACAAUAAACUGUGGGCUGUGUGCCAACUGCAAGCAUGGAAUGCAGAGCCCGGAAUCUAGGAAACGCUUAUGUCGGAAACGCAAAUGUAUAUGUCCCAUUCGCAAGGGUCCUGGAAGUGCCGCCUUCCUGCCGCAAAAGCCUUACAAUGACAUUCCUGACAUGUAUGAGGACAGCCUGAGUUUUCAGAGUGAAUUUGCAGACUCGCAGCACCCGAGUCUCAAAAGCAGCGACACGGAGAACUUCUCGGUCAACGUGGACGUGGAUGUUGACGACGACGACGACGACGACGACGACGACAUGUCGACCGACGACGACGAUGACUGGCAUAAGAAGCGGAAGCGACGGGCCUGUGGAGAAUGUAAAGCCUGUCUCUGCAGGAAAGACUGCGGCACUUGUGAUUUCUGUGGAGACAAACCCAAGUUUGGAGGCAGCAACAAGAAGAGGCAGAAGUGUCGACUACGCCAGUGUCAGAGACAGGCAAUGAGACACUUGCUGCCUUCCCAAAAGAGACACAGUGACCACGGGCCAGAUGGCCAAUUUCUGCCGGGCCGGCCUCGACCUCACUACAAGUCCAGCCGGAAGUACGCCUUGGACUUCACCGACAAUGAAGACGACGACUGUAACAUAAAACCGAUAAACUGGACCACUGCGUCGGCCAGCGGUAGCACAUAUUUAUAUGGACUGGAUGUUAAGAACCAACCGCCUUCUACGCAGUUGGAUUCGAUGGAUCUCCAACUGCCUAAUGGGCUUCCUGACGGGGUUCCCCACAUCAGCGGCAACCACAACAACUCUAAACUGGAUGGUCAAAAGCAUGCCGAAGAAAUGGCGGAGGAUGACGACAGCGACGAAGAUGACGAAGACUACGAAGAGGAGGAGGAGGAGGAAGAAGAAGAAGAUGAUGAUGAUGAUGAAGAAGAAGAGGAGGAGGAGUUGCCCAUGAUCACACAGAUCUUCAGUCUGGCUGAAAACCCGCCUGUCGGUGGUGCGGACAUAGAAAACCAGCUUAUGACUCUGCUCCAGUCUUUGCGCUCCUCUGCAAUGCCCAUCUUGUGGUAUGCCAUCAUGGUGGAGGGCCCGCAGCUGCAGCUCAUCCAGUGCUCCAAACAGUCCAGCCUGAGCGACGCCAUCGUGCUGAUCGACCCGGGCUUCUGCUACCAGGUCACCGUCCAAAAGCAGCCGCUGCUGCCCACCCACCCGCUGUACGACCGGUACCCGGCGCGCCUCACCUCCGUGACGGAAGUGGUCGGUUUGCUUUUGGGCCUGGAGGAUUACGUCGUGUGCCAGGGACUGCCGCCCAAAGAGCCGUUGUCCGAUACAAACCUCAUCAUACUGGAGCGAGCGUCGACGUGCGAUUUCUUGGUGAACAAGAAGGUGAGCGUCUGUCCCAACUGCAGAGCGCUGCGAGGACUUUAACCCUCAGCGGAGGCAGAAGACGAUCUGUAAACGCAGCGGAGACCACCGAUUCUCUGGUGCAACGUCGUGCUUUAUAUAUAUAUAUAUAUACAGAUAUAGAUAGGACAUUUUACUGAUUUACCUCCAGACUGUAAUAGUAUGAUGUGAUCAUUUUGAGGGAUCACCAAAACAUUCCAGGAGCCGGGACGUUGUAACCCAGCUGGGGUCGGACGUCCACUGGUGUGUUGUAGGUCUUCUCUCUUCAUGACUGUUGUGUCAAGAUUUUGGGCAUUGUCACGGACGGAGCUGAAAUCCUUCAGCUCUCCGUGUGGUAAGUGUGCUGUUGGUUGAUUCGCACUCUUGAGGAAUCGGUGACCUUAUUACACCUUUUUGAAUAGUCGUUUGACCCCAAAUUCUGUCCCUCAGCCCCAAAAAUGAAGCUGAGAUUUCUUGCAAUGAACCCUCAUCAACAUUGGACACCGUGUCAACAGUGUUGUCAUGUGUACCAUACGUCUUUUGGACUAAAUAAGUUAAGUGUUCAUCUUGUACUGCUUUUUUCUUUCUUUGUUUCAAUAGUAAAUUAUAUUGUGAACGCUACAUCAUUUGCAGUUGUUUUCUUUGUUUCCUUCAUGUUCGCUGGAUUUUUCUGUUUUAUAAAAUGAAUCUAAUACUGCUCUGUAAAAUAAUUAAAAUAAUUAAAACAAAUA
Pseudoliparis swirei is the source of this 3194-nucleotide messenger RNA. RefSeq names its product methyl-CpG binding domain protein 1b (gene mbd1b). Bases 40 to 2508 code for a protein of 822 amino acids. Lineage: Eukaryota; Metazoa; Chordata; Actinopteri; Perciformes; Liparidae. The transcript is spliced from 16 exons. The record is from RefSeq and is a predicted model, not a curated record. Gene Ontology annotation, molecular function: DNA binding; zinc ion binding.